Messenger RNA from Babesia bovis T2Bo, 409 nucleotides. Its product is annotated as putative integral membrane protein. The record is from RefSeq and is a predicted model, not a curated record. The coding region runs from base 16 to 384 and encodes 122 amino acids. The transcript has a single exon. NCBI's taxonomy places the organism in Eukaryota, Apicomplexa, Aconoidasida, Piroplasmida, Babesiidae.
AACAUGUGAUGAACAAUGGGUUGGCGUACAUUUGGAUAUUUCUUUUGCCUAACAAGCGCAUUCAACUUCGUGGUUUGUCAAGUACUCACAGCAUGUCUUAGGGAUGAAACCCAGUAUGUCAAUAUAGAUCCAACAAGAGUACCAACCGCGCGCGCAUCGUGUAUCGCAUGUGGCGUGCUACACUUUAUCGCAAUGGUAAUAUCAAUCGCGUACCUUAGGGGAUAUAUCAAAUAUAAUCCGUUCAACAGCACGAUCCGAUACCUGCGCUCAGCUGCGGGAUUAAGCCCUGUUACAGGAUCGAUGAGAUACCGCAAAAUUACAGAAAACGGUACAUCAAUGCCAGAGUGCUCUGAAGAUGUCGAGACGGACAGCGAAUCAGAGUAAUAACGCAAAGGGCAACACAAUUUUU